Molecule: messenger RNA, 3099 nt
Organism: Paramecium sonneborni
Lineage: Eukaryota; Ciliophora; Oligohymenophorea; Peniculida; Parameciidae
Source: the annotation of a GenBank genome assembly
AUGUUUGAAGAAAUUUAGCUAAGUGGAAUUAAUGCCAAAGAAAUAGCAUCUCAAUCUAAUAUAACCUUAAUUGGAAAUUAGGUUGAAGAACAUUACAAAUGUACAGACUCAUCUAGUACUUUAUAUAUUGAAGGCAUGAUUUAUGUAGUGUAUGUUUUAUUUUGUAUUAAUAUAUAGAAAAGUUUCGAAUGGUCAGACUGUUUCAAUUCAUAUAUAUGAUAUGAAAGAUUUAUUUCACAAGUAAAUAUUAUUAACAAGUGAGUACAUCAAUUUUUCUCAUUUAAUUACUCAAAAUGGUUGUAUAAUCAUGAGGGAUAAUGAAGCUCCUUAUUUAUUGGUUGUUACACAAACAGGAUAAAUAUUUUAUAAGAAUUUAAUUUCAAAUACUUCAUCCAUAAUUAAGAAUUUAAUGGUUGACAAUUAAAGGUUUGUAUGUCUGGCUAAAUCACUUAUAAACAAUAACUCUAUUAAAUUUUAUGUAUUAAGUGAUGAUGAUUAAUUAUAUUUUAUAUCAAUUGAUGUAAGAAAAGGGGAAAUUGUGAAAAGUAAAUAUUAACUAAGUUUUGGUACUAAAUUUUUAAGUAAAUUUUUUGUUAAUCAAACUAAUGAUUGGAAGACUGUUUUUCAAAUUAAUGAUAAACAAUUAAUCCACUACUCUUUUCAAACUUAGUUUCAUUUACUUGAAAUCAAAGGAUCAGAUUUAACAACUAAAUAAUUAUAAAUUGAGGAUAAUAUUAAGGUUAAAUAGAUAUAAGUAUUUUAACAUAAACCAAAUGGUUAAAUUACAUUAUGUUAUCUACAAUUAAAUUAAAUGAAAAUUUAUUCUCUUAUUGGUAAUUAAUUAAGAAUUAAUUGUGUUAUUUUCAAUUUAGAUUUCUUAUAAAACACAUUUUUUAGUGUUAGUAGUAUCUAAAAUACUAUAAUUUUAAUUUAAGGAACUGAAGUUUAUCAAUUAUUUAAUGAAAACAAUAAUUUUGAGUUAAUAAAUUCAAAUAAAUUACCUGUUUUAGGUUUUAUAAAUUUAGAUGAUUAAUUAUUAUUGUUUUAUAAAAAUCAUAUUUCAUUUAUAAAUUAGGUUUAAGACCAGAUUAGUAAAAGAUAAUAUCAAUUAAGACAAAAUCUAUAUAAUUUUAAAAAGGAAAUCGAAACAAAAUUUAAAUUAAAGGAUGAAGAAUUAAUACUAUAAUCAAUAUCGAUAGAUUAUUUUAUAGAAAAUAAAUUUGACUAUUUCUAAACCCUAAUUAAAUUUAUGCAUCGCAAUCUAGAUUAAAAGAAAAUAAUAUAGUUGAUGAAAUAAUAAUAAAAUAAUUUUUUUAUAGAUGACUUUAUGAAUGAAUUAAUGGAUGACUUGGAAGAUAUCUAUUACUAUUUAAAACCAACAUUUUAAAAAUUAGAUUUGGAUUUCAAUCAAACUUACACUUAAUUAAGUAAAUAAUUGAAUUGCUUAGAUUAAAUCUUAUUGCAUAUUUAUUAAAAGGAAUUCUAAAAUUCAUAUGACAAUAAAUAAGAUUAAUGGGUAAAAUUUUCAUUACUUAAGUCAUUUGUGGUAAAUUAAUUAAAAGAUUAUUAUUACAUGUAUUUAGAAAUCUAUUUAGGCUUGAUUGUCCUAGCUAAUAUUUCUAACAAUAUAAUUGAUCUCUAAAAUGAUCAUAAACUAUUUUAUGAUACUAUGCUUUUAUUAACUUUAUUUUAAGACAAGUCAUAAGUAUCAUUUUAAGAUUUACUAAAAAGGUAAUUCUCUGCAGUCUCUAAUGAUAUAAAAUUAUAACAGUUAACCUCUAUACAAAAUGUCGUCUAUAGAUUUAUAAAUUUAGUUUAUUCUGAAGUAUUUAGAAAUUUUGCUAUUUCAGAAGACUUAUUAUGUGAGGCUUUCGUAUAAAAUUAGAAAAAAUCAUUAAUAAAUUAAAAUAAUGCAAAGCAUAUUAUAAGGUAUUGCUAAGUGAGUUAAUAAAUUGGAUUAUAAUAACACAAUAUUUUAUAAUUUAUUAAUGAAAAUGAAGACCAAUAUCAAGAAUUGAAAUUGAGAAUUUCAUUUUUUUUGCAAAAAUAAUAAACUCCAUAAAAUGAAGAUGAUUAGGAAAUAGUAUUAAAAAAAUUGAUAAGUUACGCUAUAAAACAAGAAUAAUAUCAACUUUUAUUUUAAAUCUUAAAUAUGAAUGAAACAAAAUAAAUACAUGAUUAACUAUCUCUAAUGGUUGAGAGUGAUUAAUUAUUUAAAUGUUAAUUAAGUAAUUUCUAAAUAAUCUAUAUUUUAGAUGCGAGAACUACUGAUUUAAUUGCUGAUUUAUUACUUCAAUAUUGUAGAGAAAAGUGUAAUAAUUUGAAAAAAGCUGAAAAAAUGCUUCAAUACUUUAGUUUUCUAAUGAAGCAAGAAUCAAAAGGAAAAGUAUAGAAUUUUUAAAAUAUACAAAGGCUUUUACAUUAUUGUUUGAGUAUAUUGUAAAUAUAGAAAUCUUGCUGUUUACUUUGAAAUUUAAGGAUAUUGUUCGUGGUGUGAGAAUUUAAUUAGAUUAUAUCAAAAUAUUACUAAAUUAAAUGGAGUUAUAAAAUAAAUAAGACUAAUUACCUUAUUCAAAAUAAUUAAUUUGUAAACUUAGUGAUUAGAAUUUUGAAUAGUUUUAGAAUCCAAGCACUAUAAAUGAUAAAUCAGAAAUUAAUUUAGCUUCUCCUAAAAAUAUCAGGAUAGUAAAUUAAGAAUAGAUAAUAAAAUUAAAAAAAUAUAAAGAAAUUUAAAAUUUUGUUUGUGUCAAUUACAGUCCAUAUGCUUAAUUAAAUAAAGUGGUGGAAUAAUUGAUUUUGAAUGGAAAUUUAAAUUUAUUGAUUUAAGUAUUUGAAUUAAAUUUGGAUCCUAAUUUUGAAAAGAAUAUAGUGUUUUUUUAUUUUUCUAAUAAUGAGAGAAAGAGAUAAGAAUUGCUCGAUAAAGUGAAACCAUUUUUAAGUAAAAAGGACUUUUCAAUAGUUUUGGCUUAAAUUUGCGUAGUGUGUAAUUUAAAUCUUGAAAAGUGUAAAGAAUUGUUUAAGAUGGCUUAGAGCUAAGAAUACUUUUUAUAAUAUCUGAUAAAUGUUGAUAAGUAAUCAAUUGCUUAUUUGAUAAUUUGA